Messenger RNA from Lotus japonicus, 994 nucleotides. RefSeq names its product ATP synthase subunit O, mitochondrial. Gene Ontology annotation, biological process: proton motive force-driven mitochondrial ATP synthesis. The coding region runs from base 125 to 850 and encodes 241 amino acids. The record is from RefSeq and is a predicted model, not a curated record. Gene Ontology annotation, molecular function: proton-transporting ATP synthase activity, rotational mechanism. Lineage: Eukaryota; Viridiplantae; Streptophyta; Magnoliopsida; Fabales; Fabaceae. Gene Ontology annotation, cellular component: membrane. The transcript is spliced from 6 exons.
GUUGGAAGCUACAGCACUAGCUCUCUCUCACUAUUGAGAAGCAAAGCAUCGGUUUCAUUUCACGCCACUGUGUCUGUGACUUGAAUCUUCUGAAAAUUAGGGUUUCGCAAUUCGCAUCGCAGAAAUGGCAGCAUUGUGCAACCGAGUUAGAUCGGGGAUCGCUCUCUCCAACAAAUUAGGGUUCCUCACUUCCCACAGAUCCUCCACCCUUGUUGCCCCUCUGGCCUCCAGAAAUUAUUCCACCCAUGUGCCAGGGCAAAAGGAUACCAAAAUUAAGGUUCCUUUGGCAAUGUUUGGAGGUUCAGGAAACUAUGCCUCUGCUUUGUAUAUUGCAGCAGUGAAAGCUAAAGCAGUGGAGAAGGUUGACUCUGAGCUUCAUCAAUUUGUUGAGGCGGUAAAGAACAGUUCCCUAGUUUCACAGUUUGUAAAGGACAUAUCUGUGGCUAAGGAUGUUAGAGUCAAGGCCAUCGAGGAGAUUUCUCGUGAAGCUAAGUUUGCAGAGGUUACAAAGAAUUUCCUUGUUGUUGUCGCUGAGAAUGGGAGGCUUAAAAACAUAGACACCAUUGCAAAGAGGUUUGGUGAGUUGGCAAUGGCAUAUAAGGGAGAAGUGAAAGCGACUGUGACCACUGUCUUUCCUCUCCCCCCUGAAGAGGAGAAGGCACUGAAGGAGACUGUUCAGGAAAUCAUAGGUUCUGGGGCUAAGGUUUCACUUGAACAGAAGAUUGAUCCAAGCAUCCUUGGUGGCCUGGUGCUGGAAUUUAGCCAAAAGGUCUUUGACAUGUCAAUUAGGACCAGGGCACAACAGAUGGAGAGGAUCCUCCGAGAGCCCAUAAAUAUUUCCAACAUCUAGAUGAAAAUUUUCUCCUGACAACCUAUUUCAUCAUGGUAUAAGGAAAACAAAUAUUACAUUCUUGUUUAUUGUGAGCUUUAUGAAUUUGGAUUUAUAUGGGAUGGAAUGCCAUCAUUUUGCAAAUAAAAAGCUAACUCUUUCCAA